This is a messenger RNA of Oncorhynchus tshawytscha (Chinook salmon), 3236 nucleotides long. RefSeq names its product mediator of RNA polymerase II transcription subunit 15. Gene Ontology annotation, biological process: regulation of DNA-templated transcription. The coding region runs from base 2 to 2404 and encodes 800 amino acids. NCBI's taxonomy places the organism in Eukaryota, Metazoa, Chordata, Actinopteri, Salmoniformes, Salmonidae. The transcript is spliced from 18 exons. Gene Ontology annotation, molecular function: transcription coregulator activity. The record is from RefSeq and is a predicted model, not a curated record.
UAUGUUUUCUAUUUAUGCUUUUUGGUGCUGCAUUCAUUCAAAGCCUACAUUUGCGGCUUGUCUGAAAACCAUGUCUGCAAUGGAGGUCCCAGGACCAGAAAGCGAUUGGAGAAGCCCUGCAUUCCGACAGAAAGUUGUUGCACAAAUUGAAGAGGCGAUGAGAAAGGCUGGGACUGCACACACGAAGUCCAGCAAUGAUAUGGAGAAUCAUGUUUAUGUCAAAGCCAAAUCUAGAGAAGAAUACUUGUCCCUGGUAGCAAGGUUGAUCAUUCACUUCAGAGACAUUCAUAAAAAGGCACAAGGAGGAGGUCUGGAUCCCAUGAAUGCCCUAACAAAUCUCACAGGGGUUCCAGGGGUUCCAGGGGGCAUCGCCAUGGGGCCUAGGCCACCUGGUGCACCCAUGGGUGGCAUGGGGACCAUGGGGCAGAUGCAAAUGGGUCAGCAUGCAAUGGCAGGUGUGGCUGGAAAUCCUCAAGCGAUAGGAGGUCCAGGGCAGAUGCAGAUGCAGCAGAUUGCCCAGCAGCAGCAGUCCAUUCAGUUCCAGCAGUUCCAGGCACAGCAGCAACAGACAGCCAUGCAACAACAGCAACAGACGGCCAUGCAGCAGCAGCAGACAGCUAUGCAACAACAGACAGCCAUACAGCAGCAGCAGUUUCAGGUCCAGCAGCAGCUGAAGCUGCAACAGUUACAGCAGCAACACCAUCAGAAUCAACAGCUCCAACAGCAGCACCAAAACCAGCAGCAGCAGCAGGCCCAAAACCAGCAACAACAGAACCAGAUGCACCCAUCAAGGCUCCAGCAACAACAGCAGAUAGUUCAGUUACAACUCCAACAGCAGCAUGCCCAGGCCCAGGCACAAGCUCAAGCCCAGGCCCAAGCCCAGGCCCAAGCACAAGCCCAGGCGCAGUCCAUUCAGCACAUGGUCCAGCAGCAGCAGCAGGUUCAGGCCCAGUCUCAGCCCCAGGCGGCCCAGCUACCCCCCCACUCCCAGCAGCAGCAGGGCAUGGUGCCCCAGUCUCUCGCUGGACAGAUGACCACACAGCACGUGCCCAUCAGCUCGCUCAGUCAGCAGCAGCAACAGCUCAAGAUCCAAGCAUUGCAGGCUAGAGCGAUACAGCAGCAGCAAGUCCAGCAGGCUCAGCAGGCAGCGCAGCAAGCCCAACAGGCGGCAGCCCAGGCCCAGCUAGCUGCAGCAGUACCUGGACAGAUGAUGAUGCCCCGCCUUGGGAUGCAAAUUCCACCCCGGUUGCCCCGCGCUGCCCCGAACCCCGCCAUACCUCCAAACUCUGCUACCAUGGGAGGACAGCAAAUGCCACAGGUUCAGCAGCACCAGAUGAUGUCAUCGCCCUCGCCGGUACAGGUGCAGACCCCCCAGUCCAUGCCCCCCCCUCCCCAGCCACAGCCAUCCCCACAGCCCCCGUCCUCCCAGCCCAACUCAGUCAGCAGUUCUGGUCCCACACCGUCGCCAGGUGGCUUCCAGCCUAGCCCAUCCCCCCAGCCCUCGCAUAGCCCAGCCACCGCACGCACCCCCCAGAACUAUAGCGUCCCCUCCCCAGGACCCCUCAACACCCCAGGGAACCCCAGUUCAGUGAUGAGUCCAUCCGGGGCCAAUCAGCAGGAGGACCAGCAGUACAUGGAGAAACUCAAACAGCUGUCAAAAUACAUCGAGCCGCUGCGCAGGAUGAUCAACAAGAUAGACAAAAAUGAAGAUAGGAAAAAGGACCUGAGUAAGAUGAAGAGCCUGCUGAACAUUCUCACUGACCCCAACACAAGGUGUCCUCUCAGAACCUUGCAGAAGUGUGAGAUAGCACUGGAGAAACUGAAGAAUGAUAUGGCUGUGCCGACGCCACCCCCUCCACCUGUGCCCUGCACCAAGCAGCAGUACCUGUGCCAGCCCCUCUUGGAUGCCGUCAUGGCAAACAUCCGUUCGCCUGUCUUCAACCAUUCCCUGUACCGUACCUUCGCCCCAGCCAUGACAGCCAUCCACGGGCCGCCCAUCAUGGGCCCCAUCAUCGCGGCCCGGAAGAGGAAACACGAGGAGGAUGACCGUCAGACCAUCCCCAACAUCCUGCAGGGGGAGGUGGCCCGUCUUAAUGCCAAGUUCCUGGUCAACCUGGACCCUUCGUUCUGCAGUAACAACGGCACUGUGCACCUCAUCUGUAAACUAGAUGAUAAGAACCUGCCAAGUGUGCCGCCUCUCCAGCUCAGCAUCCCAGCAGACUACCCAGACCAGAGCCCUCAGUGGGCAGACGACGGGCAAGUGUAUGGUGCUAACCCCUUCCUACAAAAUGUUCACAGAAAUAUGACCUCCAAGCUCCUACAGCUCCCAGACAAGCACUCAGUGACUGCACUUCUCAAUACUUGGGCCCAGAGUGUCAGACAAGCCUGUCUUUCAGCAGCAUAGACAAGAAGCUCACCUCACCUGUCCAGCAUAAUUUAUCACUAAGACAGUGCAAACUGGAAGGAGUGGGCUACCACAUCUUGGAGCACCAGCUCUUCCCUAUCACUAGGGUGUGCUGCUGAGGGUUCUAUACAAACUGUAUUAUGAGAAGGACCAUUUGGGAUGAGUUAUGUAAAGAAUUUUGAGUUGAGAAAAUGUAUAAGAAAUAACUGAACAUGUUGCAGUGUAAAGCUUUGAAGUGUGUGUGUGUGUGUGUGUGUGUGUGUGUGUGUGUAUAUAUAUAUACUCAUAAGGGAUUUUUGUUUUCUCAUGAAUAAAAAUGUUUCUGUUCAUCUGUGUUUUCAUGCACCUAGAUACAGGUAACUUCCAAAAUAAAGGAAAGACUACAGUAAAUGAGUGAUACAAAGUAUAUUGAAAGCAGGUGCUUCCACAAUGGUGUGGUUCCUGAGUUAAUGAAUCAAUUAACAUCCCAUCACGUUUAGGGUCAUGUAUACAGUGCCCAGUAGCUCAUUGUUUUGGCUACUGUGGCUAGAAGUUACCUGUACAUCCAUAAAACAAAAUACAACUAACUUGACCAACAACGCCACACCAAAAUACAUUUAAUAGGGAGAAAUAUAAAUGUAUGUACAUUGAACUUAAACUUUAUAAAUUAGCAUUCAGUCAGUGGUCAUUUAUUGGAAGUCCUUCAAUGGCCAUGGUAGGAGUCUGUACUUUUGUUAGUGUGGGCUGGGCCUGCUGUACUGCUAGUCUCUCAAUGCAUUGUUUCUCAGCCUGAUCCUCUGGACACAUGACAUUUUUAACAAUGCUUUUUUAUAAUAAAAUGUAGUUCAUUGCA